This is a messenger RNA of Cyanistes caeruleus (blue tit), 570 nucleotides long. It is a transcript of the gene H2BK1, whose product is annotated as H2B.K variant histone 1. Gene Ontology annotation, cellular component: nucleosome. Gene Ontology annotation, molecular function: structural constituent of chromatin; protein heterodimerization activity; DNA binding. The record is from RefSeq and is a predicted model, not a curated record. NCBI's taxonomy places the organism in Eukaryota, Metazoa, Chordata, Aves, Passeriformes, Paridae.
GGGACCACAACUGAGGCAGGUUGGGUUCUGCUGCCUGUGCUAUAUAAACAGCCCCACAGCACUUGCUGGUUGCUCUGUUGGAGGUUAGGAUGAGCUCAGAACUUCUGAAGAGAGAUGGUGAUCCUGCUGCUUCUGGGGAAAAAAGAUCUAAGAGGAAGCCUAAGAGAAAGGAAGUGUUUUCAGUCUACAUUUACAAAGUACUGAAGCAGGUGCACCCUGACCUUGCCAUCUCCUCCAAGGCCAUGAGCAUCAUGAACUCCUUUGUCAAUGACAUGUUUGAGCACCUGGCCUUGGAGGCCUCACGCCUGGCCCAGUACAGCCACCGUGCCACCAUCACCAGCCGGGAGGUGCAGACGGCAGUCAGGCUCCUGCUGCCCGGCGAGCUGGCCAAGCACGCCGUCUCCGAGGGCACCAAGGCCGUCAGCAAGUACACCAGCAGCAAGUGACCAACAGGGCCCCAGGGAAACCAGCCCAGGGCCAGCUCCUUCUCCUACAGGAGUUGGUAUUUGGUCCUACUCAACAGAAAAAGCAAAAUCUCCUGUUCCCUGCCUGCAAAUAAAAAAUGCAUAG